Molecule: messenger RNA, 931 nt
Organism: Cynara cardunculus var. scolymus (artichoke)
Lineage: Eukaryota; Viridiplantae; Streptophyta; Magnoliopsida; Asterales; Asteraceae
Product: protein DOG1-like 4
Exons: 1
Coding region: 179-850 (223 amino acids)
Biological process (GO): DNA-templated transcription
Molecular function (GO): sequence-specific DNA binding
Source: RefSeq, a predicted model, not a curated record
UGAGUUAAAAUAAUAUUGUUAUUACGCACAGUCUUCUAUGUGCCAUUUUCUUGCUGCUUAAGAUGAAUUUUAAAAUAAAUAAAUAUAUUUGCCUUCUCAAACCUUAUCAACAUAUAUAAAAUAAAUAAAUAAAUAAAUAAAUAAUAGUUGAAUAGCAAUCGACAAUCUACAGCCGACCAUGCCCACCAAUACUCUUCAAGCAUUCACCGCCUUUUACGACGGCUGGCUUCUCCGGCACCACCACCUCCAACAACAACUUUUUGCCGCCGGCAAUGGCGAACACAACCAACCUCAAAAACUGGUCCAACAGGUCUCUGAUCAUUACCGCCAAUACUACCAAGAAAAAUCAGUCGCAACCGAACAAGACGUUUUCCUAAUCUGCUCUCCGCCAUGGCACACCUCCUUCGAGCAAGCAUUAUUCUGGGUCACCGAGUACCCGCCGUCGUUGCUCUUCCGAUUCCUUAAUGAUCUGGAUCUAACGACGGAUCAGGCGGAGAGGAUUGAAGCGGUGAGGGUGGAGACGGUGAGGAAGGAGCGGGAGAUCGGAGAGACGAUGGCAAUGGUACAGGAGAGUGCGGCGGCGGCGCCGUUGUAUGGGUUGGUGAAUCGGACGGGGACGUUGGUGGAUGGACAGGUGUCGGAGUUGGAUGACGCAAUGGAGGAAGUGAAGGAGGCGAUGCGGAUGGUGAUGGCGGAGGCGGACGGUUUACGGGGGAGGACGGUGGCGGAGAUUUUGGAGGGUUUGGAGGUGAUGCAGAAGGUGAAGUUUUUCGCUGCCGUUGGUGAAUUCCGGAUUCGAGCUAGACGGGUCGGGUUAGAAAUGGAUAGGGCGGGUCGGGUUAGAAAUUGAUAUGUUUGGUUUAAUAAUGUCAUAAUCUUUUUUUCAUUUGUAUUUUUGUUAUUCAAUCAUGUUUUGUUCUUGCGCCGUUUA